AUUAAAGAUGGCGGAUGUCAAGACUGCUCCGUGUGAGUAUAAGGAAUCAACCAAGGAAAGCAAGGAUUUCCAAGCAGAAUUAGAAACAAUUAUAGAAAAUGACAACGGAAAAACAUCAGAGAAAAAAAAGAAGCCGAAAAAAGGAAAAAAAAAACAAGGUAAUGGUUCUGAAGAAGUAAACGGGGAAGAAAAUCUUGCCAGUGAAAAUAUUGUAAAUGAAAUUAUUGAAAUCAAUGCACGUUGUACAGUCAACAUGGGGCAAGGAGAUGAAUCUCCAGAAGCUGAUGUAAAGAAGAAGAAAAGGAGAAAUAAAAAGAAAAAAGCCAACAAUGUAAGUAAGCAGCAAACAGUGCCACCUUCAGUACCAAUUGUUGAUCUUUUCAAUCCAGGGGAAUAUCCAGAAGGAGAAGUUUUGGAGUAUCCAAUAGAUCAGGAUGACCGAACAGCCAAAAACCGAAUGACUGAUGAAGAAAAGAAAAUGCUGGACAGGUCACACAGUCACUUAUAUGAGGAUUUGCGAUUGGCAGCGGAAGCACAUAGACAGACAAGGCAGUAUAUGAAGACAGUCAUUAAACCUGGGAUGACCAUGCUGGAGAUUUGUGAAGAGCUGGAAAAUACAGCCAGGAAACUGAUCAAAGAAAAUGGAUUGGAAGCUGGACUCGCUUUUCCAACUGGCUGUUCUCUGAACCACUGUGCCGCCCACUAUACCCCCAAUACUGGUGACACAACAGUUCUACAUUACGACGAUGUCUGCAAAAUUGACUUUGGCACCCACGUAAACGGCCAUCUGGUUGAUUGUGCCUUCACAUUGACCUUCAACCCCAAGUACGAUCAGUUAUUAUUGGCUGUGAAAGAAGCUACAAACGCAGGCAUACGUGCGUCAGGCAUUGACGUCAGGCUCAGAGAUUUGGGGGAGGAGAUUCAAGAGGUCAUGGAGUCCUACGAAGUUGAACUUGACGGCAAAACGUAUCAAGUGAAGCCCAUCAGAAAUUUAAAUGGUCACUCGGUCGGUCAAUACAGAAUCCACGGCGGGAAGAGUGUUCCCAUUGUAAAGGUUGGAGAAGAAUUCAAAAAGAGAAUGAAGGAGGGUGAGGUCUAUGCCAUAGAGACUUUUGGUAGUACCGGCAAAGGUCUCGUUCACGAUGAAAUGGAGGUGUCCCAUUAUAUGAAGGACUUUAAAGUGGGCCACAUUCCUCUCAGGUCGGCCAAGUCAUUCCAACUGCUCAAUGUCAUCAACCAAAACUUUGGAACGCUCGCGUUUUGUCGCCGCUGGUUGGACCGUCUCGACCAGACCAAGUACCAGAUGGCCCUGAAAAAUCUCUGUGACGUUGGUAUCAUUGACCCCUACCCGCCGCUCUGUGACCGGAUGGGAUGCUACACUGCCCAGUUUGAACACACCAUUAUCCUGAGGCCGACAUGCAAAGAGGUGGUCACCAGGGGAGAUGACUAUUAAUAAAUAUAUUAUUGCUAUAUGUCUAUGAAGAUAUGAUGCAUCGAUCAUUUUUUUUUUUUUGGUCGUUUCUAAUUUUUAAAAAGUGAAGGAACAUCAGCAUGAAUGUUAUACCUGCACCCCACCCCACCCCCCAGUGAGCA
This is a messenger RNA of Lymnaea stagnalis (great pond snail), 1593 nucleotides long. NCBI's taxonomy places the organism in Eukaryota, Metazoa, Mollusca, Gastropoda, Lymnaeidae. The record is from the annotation of a GenBank genome assembly.